This is a messenger RNA of Chaetomium strumarium, 889 nucleotides long. RefSeq lists its product as uncharacterized. Lineage: Eukaryota; Fungi; Ascomycota; Sordariomycetes; Sordariales; Chaetomiaceae. The record is from RefSeq and is a predicted model, not a curated record. Bases 209 to 691 code for a protein of 160 amino acids. The transcript has a single exon.
CCUGGGUGAGUAUGAGCACGGAGUGGGAUAUCCUCGCCCACCACUCACUUCAUUAUUCUAGAAUAGAUGUUGCCGAAUUCCUUCAGGCCGAACAAGCGGGCGCCAUGAGCAGAGUCAUUGAAGACAUAGCUCUGUCGGUGACCCGCUACGUUAGCUCGACGUUUCUGUAAGCCCCUAGACGGCAGCGCGGCUCACCGUAGUAGCGUAGAUGGGCACGGCUCGUGCAUUGGUGGUUGGGUCCGGCUCCUGCCUGUUUCAGUGUCAUUCUUUGCGAUGUUCUUCUGGUGUCGUUCGGAGAGCAGAAAAGAAGGAGGAUCACCACAUACCCUGCAUGGAGCUGGAGCGUCUCAAACCUGCGCGGGAGAUCAGACAUGGCGAGAGGUUGUGUCGAUGGGGACGUGACGGGUAUCAAAUGGGGUAUCACAAGGAAAGAAAGGCAGCAACGAGCCUACCAGGUAGGUAUGUUCAAUGGCUGGGAACUUGGCAACAAAGAGUGGGUGGGAAGCUGGACGAAGACGGCCGAGGGGCGUCUCCUUUUCUACCCUUCCCUGCUCAUCACUUCCCUCUACCGCCGACGCCUCCAUUAGCCUGCCGUUAUUUUAUUACCGUGGCUUCUUGGUCGCAAUGCCUUAGCCAGGCUGCCAUCCGCAAUGAUUUGCUACUACCGAACUAUCCUGCUCGGCCAGGGUGACCUACACCCACUCGUGUGUGAUGUUUGGAAAGAAGUGUGGGGUGAGGUUCAGAGCACGCAAUUGCGCCAUCGAUGACGGCGCCGGUCGGCCCACUUACUGUACACUACUACUAGUAGGUGUACGCAUGCUGAACCUGGGCUAGGAGCUCGGGAGGGCAGUGCUUGCUUCUUGUAUUGCUGAGCGGCAACACAUCUCAU